Molecule: messenger RNA, 664 nt
Organism: Ctenocephalides felis (cat flea)
Lineage: Eukaryota; Metazoa; Arthropoda; Insecta; Siphonaptera; Pulicidae
Product: heme oxygenase 2-like
Exons: 3
Coding region: 83-619 (178 amino acids)
Biological process (GO): heme oxidation
Molecular function (GO): heme oxygenase (decyclizing) activity
Source: RefSeq, a predicted model, not a curated record
CUCUGACCAAUCAGUAUGGGCUGAAGGAUUAUUGGUGUUUUAUGAAAUUUUUAAAUAUUUGGAAAGAAAUGUUGAUCAUCCAAUGCUAUGCACAUCAUUGAGAAGAAUAGACGCAUUUGAAAAAGACUUAGAAUUCUACUUAGGAAAAGAUUGGAAAAAGACAUAUGUUAUACGAGAAAGUGUAGCAAACUAUUUGAAUCAUCUGCAUUAUUUGGCUGAUAAUAAUAAGAUUUUAUUGCUGGUAUACGUUUAUCAUUUAUACAUGGGUUUACUGUCUGGUGGCCAGAUUCUCAGAAAAAAACGAGCAUAUUCUAUACUACCAAAGCGAACAAAAACAAAAAAUAUACCAGGAGAAGCAGUCACUGAUUUUGAAGGUGCUAAUUUAUACAAUUUAAAAAAGAAGCUUCGGGAUGAUAUGGACAACGAAGCACGCAAAUUUAGUGAGGCAACCAAGCAAUUGUUUAUCACAGAGAGUAAAAAAUUAUUUUUGAUGAAUAAUAAAAUAAUUCAGUCAAUUGAAGGAGCCGGUAAAGUUGUUAUGAGAAAAUUUUUGAAGUGGCUACUUAUUUUAAUUGUAACUGGGUUAAUAGCAUAUAUGUUAUACAAACUCAUAUUGUAAGAAUUUGACAUCAAUUCUGUUGACAAAUAAAUAUUCAUUGUAAAC